AUGCAGGCUUUUGGUGGCAUCGUCCCGCGAGGAAGUUCCUCCCUCAAAGCACUGGGCUACAUCCAGCCCGCACGCUACAUAUCCUUGACCGGCGCCAUUGAGAAGGGUCACCGAGAAGCCCAGCACAGCGCAAGCAGACAUGAGGCACGCUACAGAGCUGUUCGAGAUGAGGAUCGGGAUCGGACUCAGGCUCAGGGACUGGCUGGGCCGGCCCUGAAGGUGCAUCGCGGUGCUUCCGACCGGUGGGAUCAACCAGACGGGCAGCGGUGGACGCUGACGAGACGAACGUCUCACCGGCAGCCAGACGAGAGACCAGCACACUCCGAAGCGAGGGCGCCCGUUUCACUCCCAUACACGACUGCCAGUUCGGAAUUCAUCUAUGGAACUUUUUCUGUCCUGUCCGCCCUCAAGGCUAGGAGGCGCAAGCUUUACAAACUCUACCGACUGCGUUCCCCGACCCAUACUAGUAAUCGAGACUCGGACAAGCCUGCGCGAACGAAAGCAAAUACUGGCACCGAUCGGUUCGAAGGCUCGUGGGACCACAUACAAGCUCAAGAGGAUAUCUACAACCUUGCGAAAAGAGCAGGAGUGGAGGUCAAGGACGUUUGGGGUCCGGAAUGGAACAGGAUUCUAUCUAAAGCUGCGACAGGGCGACCGCAUAAUGGUUUGGUGCUGGAGGCUUCACCGCUGCCCAAAUUACCAGUGACAGGGCUGUCUCCUCUCAACAGCUCAUCAGACGCUAUCCUCGCCACUGUAGGUUGGGCUUCACAAGAAGAUCAAGAGGUCAACCGUGCGUUCGAGAACCGUGGCAAUGUUGCAACCAUUCCGUCUGUCCGCCCAUCUCACCGCUAUCCUUUCAUCCUCCUCCUCGACUGCAUUACCGACACCGGUAAUUUCGGCGCGAUCGUCCGGUCUGCCUGGUUUCUUGGAGUCGACGCUAUACUCAUUCUCGAUCACGGCACCGCUCCUAUAUCAUCCAACAGUCUGAAAGCCUCCGCCGGAGCUCUCGAGUAUAUGCCGAUUCUGCAUGUGAAGAACGAGAGAUCUUUCGUCAAGAUUUCACGGGAGAAUGGCUGGAGAUUCUUUGGUGCCGAUGCUCCUGACAGCGAGCGCCCAUUGCUCAAUCACUACGCCAAGGGCAAAAAUGUUCGAACGCUGGGAUUUGAAGGAGCGUUAUUGCGACAUCCUUGCGUAUUAGUCCUUGGGAAUGAAGGGACUGGCAUCCGAGAUUUCAUGAAGUCUCUCGUGGACGGCGUAGUGGGAAUCCCCAACGCAAGACCACAAAUCGGAGAUAUUGAUAGUCUCAACGUCAGCGUGGCAGCGGCUUUGAUGACCCAGAGAUUCUUCGAUUCUGCCCCUGCCCCAAGUGGUCCUGAGUAA
Capronia epimyces CBS 606.96 is the source of this 1380-nucleotide messenger RNA. RefSeq lists its product as uncharacterized. The transcript has a single exon. The record is from RefSeq and is a predicted model, not a curated record. NCBI's taxonomy places the organism in Eukaryota, Fungi, Ascomycota, Eurotiomycetes, Chaetothyriales, Herpotrichiellaceae. Gene Ontology annotation, biological process: rRNA methylation. Bases 1 to 1380 code for a protein of 459 amino acids. Gene Ontology annotation, molecular function: RNA methyltransferase activity; RNA binding. Gene Ontology annotation, cellular component: mitochondrion.